UUCCAUUUUACACAUCUCUAAACAGGUGCCUGCGUGGAAAUUAAACUUUCAGCUGGAUUUUGUUUCAUUUUUACAAUAAAUAAGAUACAAGCGUAGCACUUGAGAUGGCUGCUGCAUCGCCCGUACGUACCAAUUGGCAUCCCAAUAUGAAACACAGCGACGUGGAGCGCUGGAUCUGUCUUUACCCCGCGUAUAUAAACAGCAAAAAGACGCGUCAGGAAGGCAGGCGUCUAGCCAAAAAUGAAUGCGUGGACAAUCCAACCUAUGUGGAAAUUCGCGAUGUACUUUCAGUAGCUUCCAUGCAGUUUGUCAUAGAAAACAAACAAUAUUGCCGUGAGAAAAGCCGUGAGCUGCAAUUCCGCGGACGAGUACGCGUGCAACUGCGCAACGCCGACGGUUCAUUGUGCAACCCAAACUUCCCAACACGAGAGUCAGUCAUGAAGCAUGUGGCAAGCAAAAUACCGCAGCUGAAGACCCGUCAGAACAAACCCAACGAACCAGCGGCGCAGCAGCAAUCUGGCGGCGGCGGCGGCGCUGCUGCUGCUAGUAGUGCUGGUGGCGGCGGCGGCGGUGGUGGCAAGAAAGGCAAAGGCAAGCGCCGUUGAAUGGUGUGUUGACAGUUGUUAAGUUGGUUCUCUUGUAAUAAAUAUUUGACAAUGUAUAAAAUAAAUCGCAAUGUGUUAAGUUCAA
Messenger RNA from Drosophila busckii, 690 nucleotides. It is a transcript of the gene Srp19, whose product is annotated as signal recognition particle 19 kDa protein. NCBI's taxonomy places the organism in Eukaryota, Metazoa, Arthropoda, Insecta, Diptera, Drosophilidae. Gene Ontology annotation, biological process: SRP-dependent cotranslational protein targeting to membrane; SRP-dependent cotranslational protein targeting to membrane, signal sequence recognition. The record is from RefSeq and is a predicted model, not a curated record. Gene Ontology annotation, molecular function: 7S RNA binding. The coding region runs from base 105 to 605 and encodes 166 amino acids. Gene Ontology annotation, cellular component: signal recognition particle, endoplasmic reticulum targeting. The transcript has 2 exons.